Phlebotomus papatasi is the source of this 2268-nucleotide messenger RNA. It is a transcript of the gene Art7, whose product is annotated as protein arginine N-methyltransferase 7. Gene Ontology annotation, biological process: peptidyl-arginine methylation. The transcript has 3 exons. The record is from RefSeq and is a predicted model, not a curated record. Gene Ontology annotation, molecular function: protein-arginine omega-N monomethyltransferase activity. The coding region runs from base 80 to 2203 and encodes 707 amino acids. Lineage: Eukaryota; Metazoa; Arthropoda; Insecta; Diptera; Psychodidae.
UUUCGUUAAGUUUUGUCCCGGCUUCAUACAUAACCUCACUUCGACGCGUGUGUAAUCAUGCAAUGUUUAUUUUGAUUUUAUGUCCAAAUUGUGCUCUUUUCCUUUGAUUUUCUCGCGCACCGUGCUGGGUAAAUUCAUGAGUACCUUCACGCAAGUGUUCAAUCCCAUCUCCGGACAGAUGGAGUGGGAGGUUCGUAGUUCCGACUACGAUUUUUACCAGGAAGUGGCCAGGAGUGACUAUGGGGACAUGCUGCAUGACACUGAGCGCAAUGUGAAGUACUAUGAAGCCCUCAGGAAGGCCAUAGCCGGACUGCAUAGUCGUGGUAUCAAAGCCAAUGUCCUGGACAUUGGAACAGGAACAGGGCUCCUGUCGAUGAUGGCCGUGGCUUCGGGAGCAGACUCCGUGGUGGCUUGUGAGGCUUUCAGACCCAUGGCAGACUGUGCUGAGCGGAUCAUCGCUAAGAAUGGAAUGGGUGAGAAGAUUAAGUUAAUUAAAUUGAGAUCGACUGAGAUCAAAAUUGGUCGGGAUAUGGAAUCGAGGGCGAAUAUUCUCGUGACGGAGGUCUUUGACACGGAACUCAUUGGGGAGGGUGCUAUAGAUAUCUUUAGGCAUGCCCAUCGAAAUCUCCUUGAAGAGAAUGCCACGGUUAUUCCGCAUUUUGCCAGGAUUUAUGCUCAAGUUGUUGAGAGUCCUUUAGUUGCGGCUUUCAAUAAACCCAAAUUGCUGGCCAAUUUGGAUGGGGAGAUCUUGCUAAAGACUCCCAGUGAGAUUGUUGAUUGUCCUGGAUCGACAUCUCUGCACGAAGUUCAGCUGAAUCAGCUGCCAAGAGAGUCUUUCAAAAGUCUCUCUGAGCCUCAUGUGGUCUUCUCCUUUGACCUCAGUGGGAAGACUGAAUUGGAGAAUAACAGAAGGAGGGCAGUGGAGACAAGGUCUAAAGAGACUGGGACUGCUCAAGCUGUUUUUAUGUGGUGGGAUUUGCAAAUGGACGUUGAGGGGGAGAUUCUCCUAAGUUGUGCUCCCUAUUGGGCUCAUCCGGAUUUUGAGCAGCUCAAGAUGCGGGCUUCUGCCCGAAGACCCCUGCCCAAUGUCAUCCCCUGGCGGGAUCAUUGGAUGCAAGCCCUUUACUACCUCCCACAAGACGUGAAUCUCCAAAAAGAUCAACCAUUCUCCCUCGUGGCCUACCACGAUGCCCUGUCUCUUUGGUUUGACAUAACCACAAACAUUCCGGAAGGCCGAACCCUGUCUCCACCCUUCUGCACCUGUGGCUUCCAUGUGGCAUGCUCAAGGACUCGAAUUGGCCAAUUAAAUGAUCACCUGAGGAACAAAAAGUACCUCAGGAUGCUCGAAGGCAUCCCCUCAACAGCCACAGUUCUCUCCAUCGGCGAUGGGAGUCUCCUGGGCCUAGCCACAGCAAAAAUCGCCCAAAGAGUCUACUAUCUCAAUUUUAAUUACUUCUCCGAGAAGGUCACGAAGCUCUAUGUGACCUCAAAUGGGCUGGAAAAUGUCACAAUUGUGAACAAUGUUGAGGAUAUUGAGAAGCAUCUGAAGGAAGUGACUCAUGUAGUCGCUGAACCGCACUUCAACACUUCCAUUCUGCCCUGGGAUAAUCUGUUCUUCUUCAAAUUCAUCAGAACGCGACUGAAUGAUCUGCCCAAGGAAGUCGCAGUGUCCCCAGUGAAGUGUGACAUCGAGGCAGUUCCUGUUGAAUUUCUGGAUCUGCACAAGAUCAGGAAGCCACUCAGGAAUGUCGAAGGGUUCAACAUUGAGGAAUUCGACAAAAUGCUAGAGAAAGCCUCUGCAUUGGCUGAUUCGAAAUUCGAAGCUCAUCCUUUAUGGGAGUAUCCAUGUCUAGCCCUAGCAGAUCCUCUGAAGAUCUUUACGAUAGAUAUCGAUAGUUUUCCAGACUCUUCCAGCACAUUCUCAAGCAGAUCCUCUUUCAAAUUCUCUGGGCGAUGCAAUGGAAUAGCUUUCUGGGUGGUAUGGCACCUGGACAGGUCGGGAAGUGAGAAAUCACAAGUUGGAACUGGUCCAAGGGAAGCCGUAGAACCGGGAAAAUUCAUCAAAUGGGAUAGUUUUACGAAACAGGGCGUGUUCUUUGUUGUGGAGCCGAUUCCGGUGGAAGCAGGAGAGCAGUAUUCCCUGGAAGUGACUUUCAACAGUACAACAGGACCUGUUGAAUGCAAAUUGUCAAAGAGUCCCUGAGGAAAGGGUGUGUUUAUUGAUUAAACAAAAUGUUAGAAAAAUUAAUAAAUUCCGAGUUUGAUCGA